This is a messenger RNA of Centropristis striata (black sea bass), 3257 nucleotides long. It is a transcript of the gene cd4-1, whose product is annotated as CD4-1 molecule. Bases 1375 to 2757 code for a protein of 460 amino acids. The record is from RefSeq and is a predicted model, not a curated record. Gene Ontology annotation, cellular component: membrane raft; external side of plasma membrane. NCBI's taxonomy places the organism in Eukaryota, Metazoa, Chordata, Actinopteri, Perciformes, Serranidae. Gene Ontology annotation, biological process: positive regulation of ERK1 and ERK2 cascade; interleukin-15-mediated signaling pathway; T cell activation. The transcript is spliced from 10 exons. Gene Ontology annotation, molecular function: MHC class II protein binding; protein tyrosine kinase binding.
CCACAAGCAAAGUGUCAUAUUGUUCUAUUAUAAUCAAGAGAAGGCGGAAAUCUCUUGGGCCGGUAUCUUCAACAACUAAACUCACACUAAAACAAACUAGACUGAUAAAUAGAACCACAGCUAAGAGGAUUUUAAGUGAUCUGCCCAUUUAAGAAAUAAAUUGUAUACAUUUUUGUUGGUCUGUACGUUUUUUUGGUUGAUAUUCAGUAUUUUUACAUAUGCAAGAGCAGUUAGACAUCAUGUUUCUUGGCCAAAAAUGUCUUUAAGUUUGGCCCUCGGCAGACUUUAUACAAUAUUUACAUCCUUCUGUAUUGUUGUGAACUUUAAGAAAGGACACUGACGUGCGUAGCUCCGGGUAUUCACACAGCAACAUUUCCCUCCUGCCUAGAAGAUAUCUUCAGACUUUAUGGUUAUAAAUGUGAAAAGAGCAUUUUAAUGAUAAAUAAAGUCUGGAAGGUCAGUGUGUAAAACGCACCGAGUUGGAGUUGUAACAAGGUGAUGGUAUAAAGGAUGAAAUGCGCUGGAGGUUGUAUUUUUAUUUAUUCCACCAGAUGUAUAUUAAACUCACAUUAUCACAUUUCUCUGUAGAGCCGCUCCAGCGAGUCAAUUUCCCCCCAAAACUAUUUAUUUUCCCCUCAAAGCACUUUGCUGACUGUUUCUUUUUAGGAAGAGUUUCAUUUUUCAUUUGCAUUUAUCAACUGCGUUUGUGAGGAUUGGUCCAGCAGUUCAUGGCUCGAAUUCUGAUACACUAAUUAUGUAUCUAAAUCAGAACAAUUAUAUGACCAGGGGAAAAAAUCAACGGAGCAAUUAUAAUAAAUUAGGCCGUAAGCCGCCCAUGUGCUAUUUAGAACGUGCUAAAGAUAGAUAAUGAGUCCGCGGGGGCCCUUCACAAAUUUUCUGUUAUCAGGCAGCAACUCAAACAACAAUUUCAGCCAAUUAAGAGAAGUUGUUUGUUUAUGUGUUGGACAGAUUAAAAAAUGAAAAGGAACAAAGAAAAUUACCAGUACAUUAGAAGUUACUGAUUAAAACAUGGCAGCAUUACACUGCACAAAUGAUUUAGUUCUUAUCUGAUAUUUUAAAACAGCACAAACAUUUUCAACACAUUAGGCGAUUAAUUGAGUUUUGAAAUAAAAAACAACUGAGGAUGAGAUGUCUUCCUCUGUAACAGCCAAUCAAAGGUCAUUGUCAUGAUUUUGGGUUUGAUCGACAACUGUGUGCUUUGUUUUCAGACCAAUCGCUGACGAGGGAGGUGCAACGACACUUAAAAAGAGAGCUGGUUUGAUAAAUAUUCAGCAUUUCCACCCGACUCCGGAUCACUGAGCACAGAGGGACACUCAGCACUCAGCAACAGAUUUUUACAGACGUGUGACAGAAAUGAAGAACCUAAUUCUCCUUCUCAUUGCUGUGCUCAUGUCAACAACAACAAAAACAGGGGCACAAGAGGUGCAGGUGGUGUACGCUGAGGUGGGACAGACGAUCACCUUGAAGGCUCCAGACGGGUUACCUUCAAGCAAUUAUUUGUACUGGUUGUUGAAAAUAGAUGAUGCGAAACCGCUAGCCUGGCGCAAUAGCUUAGGUGGAAAGCAAAUCAAUGAGCACUGGAAAGACAAGUUGGCCCUUAAUGUUGACUCACUGGUUAUCCAAAAUAUCCGACAAGAAGACUUCAGGAAAUAUGUCUGUAAAGUGACUUUGAAUAGUGGAACUCACUCCACCAUCACAUAUGAAGUGGUCAAACUCACUGUGAGAAUGAACCCGCCCUCUCAUCUGCUGCAUGGGGAGACUCUGUUUCUGUCCUGCGCCGUGGAGACUCGUCCAGGUCCAGAGAUACACUGGCUGAAUCCCCACGGAGAGAAAAAGUAUAGUCAACUUACCAUAAGAGCAACGAGCCAGGACAAUGGCCUGUGGACCUGUGUUGUGAACAACAAUAACAGGGCCCAAGUUUCUGUUACAGUUCUGGAUCUUUCCCCGGCUCCUUCAGGUCCUCUGUAUACAUCUAAAGCCCGGCCUCUCAACGUCCCCUGUUCCCUUGGUCCUAAAAUCACCUGGGAACAACUCAGAGCUAAGAACCUCACAGAAGUUUUCUGGCAGUUCUUCCCUAAACCAGACUCGCCUCCACAGACUCUCUUCAACCUCUCUCUGAAGGAUCUGACCUGGAAGUCAGACCAAAACUUUGGACUGCGUCCUGUUCCAGACGCUAAAAAACAAAGUCUGUCUUUGACCACAUCCCGAGCAAAAGAAGAAAACAGAGGAGAUUAUGUGUGUGCCCUGAAAUUUCCAAAUGGUAUGACUCUAAAGAGGACUGUGCACGUAGAGGUGCUGGAAAUCACCUCCUCCCCAGGAACAGAGGUCGUUUCUGGCCAGCAGCUCAACCUGACGUGCAGCCUCGGCCACCGGCUGCCCUCUGGCCUGCGACUCAAAUGGAUCCCGCCUUCAGGCCGGUCCCUGCCGUCUCUCACACCUGACCGUCACCCCGACCAUAUCACCAUCCCGGAAGCGGGGAAGGGAGAUGGCGGGAAGUGGAGCUGUGAGCUGUGGCAGAACGGCACCCGGCUGACGUCGACUGAGAUCACUGUGAAGAUCGAACCCAAACUGAGCGUGUGGAUGCUGGUGGUCAUAUGCAGUGUCGCCGCCAUCGUCAUCCUCGUCCUCAUCCUCUCUAUCAUCCUCUACCGACGCAGACAACGGAGGAUGGGACACCUCAGGCGUCAACUCUGCCAGUGCAAAACCCCCAAGCCCAAAGGCUUCUACAGAUCGUAAUAUCACCCACAAAGACAUUUUCAAGAGGACAUCGCAAACAAAUUGAAUUUCUGCCCAGAUAAGAUGGAUUUUUCUGUCAUGUCUACUUAACUGUGAAGAUCUGUUAAAUGAGGGUCUGAAAAGUUUGCAACAAAGUUCAGUUUGAAGACUAAAAUGUAUAUUACAGUUGUACAUAUCAGCCGUUUUGGAAUCAUGUAAUCUUACGGGGGUAAUUUCUAUCAUCCUAAGGUGUUUUUUGGGGACAUUUUAGGGACUUUUCUAUUCCACAGAAUUGCUCUUUGUUCCAUUUAAUUGUCAAUUUAAUUUUAUUGUUUGUGAUCAUUGCUGUUAAUUGUUUCUGUUAAUCUCUUUUAUCCACAUUGUUUUUUAUAUUUGCCUUGAUGUAUAAUAUAUAUUUUUUAUGAUAGGCUUGGUAACUUGCUUUUAUAAAUAUUUUUUUUAUGAACAUAUAUUGGUACUUAAUAAACAAAUGAGGACAUUUCAAUACUUAAAACAAAUGU